GCUUCAACUCUGACCUGACCAAAAUGAACAUCGCAUUUAGUGCCGGCAUAGCUAUCAUCGUGUACAUUGAUACUGAGAUGAUGUCUUUCAUUGUUCAGCUGGACACCAAAUUUCAGGGUCAAGUUAGUGGGCUUCUUGGUAACCUAAAUGGAAACCCGGACGAUGACCUCCAGUUCCCAAAUGGAACCAUCAUGGAUUCUGGUUCAUCGCUGAAGGAACUUCAUGAGUUUGGUCUGGAGUGGUUGGUCAAAGAAGAGGACUCCAUAUUCACCUACAUAUCUCCAUUUGACUACAGCACUUAUCACUUUCCUGAAUUUUCUCCUACCUUCGGGAUUCCUGAUCUGAACGAAGUGAGUCAGGAAAUCAAAGACUUAUGUGGUGAUUCUGUUGAAUGUGUCUUUGAUGCAGUAACCACUGGUAGUCUGUCCUUUGCCAAUGCCACCCUGGUUGUGACCGGUACGAUUACUGAAGUCCAAAACUCGUUGGUGAAGAUUGUUAGCUGUGGCUUCCCAGGUGAUAUAGAGAAUGGGCAGAUGUCAGGGUCUGUGUAUCUGGUGAAUGCAACUGUUGAUCUGACUUGUGACGAGGGCUUUGACCUGAAAGGGUCCUCCAGACUGACCUGUAAAGCGGAUGGUCAGUGGUCAUCUGCCAUUCCUUUGUGCGUUAGCACACCCCAAUGGUUUGCAGGGAUCAUAGCGGCCAUUGUUGUCUGUGCUUUGCUCAUUGCUCUUGCAUUCAGCUGUCUGAUCUACUUUAUUUCGAAGAGCAAGAAAUCUUGACCUGAUAUAACCUUGAAUGAGGGCAUCAAGUAACGUGCGAAAAGGUAUCCCCUUUAGUCUGUUACCAAAUGGAGUAAUUUUCCAAACAAUAUCCAUUUGUAACUGUGCCAAGGCGUACAACGAAACUCUAGAAGUACACAAAUUGCAGUGGUUAAUUAAGAAUUUGCAAUUCUUUAACGUAAAUUUAAUUCGUGCUUGUUCACCUCUAACAGGACAACAUGUACUCUAAGAAAAACAAUUCGAUGUCAACACGCGUGGCAUUCUUUUUCUCAGCCCCAGGUGAAUCGCAAAGCUGCUGGGUAAAAAGAUCAAAAUGCUGGGUACCAUAGUGGUUGUGCGAAUGACAUUUUCUACAACCGUUGAGUAAAGUAGAACAAAGUUGCCAAUUUGUCAGGAGAGCACAUCGGCCAUUUUUUUUUUUUAAUCUCUUCCGCUAUAAAUUUACUCUGUCGCAUUGUAUGCAAGUUGAAAUGUUAUGUUUAUGCGCUUCUCCAUCUGUGUAGUUUGUACCUGUGUGUAUAAGAAGAAAGUUUCUGCGAAUUUUUGUAAGGUAUGUAACCGACGUGCAUUUGAAGCCAAGAUGUAAUAAGAACAGGCAUAUAAAGGAAUAUGAAUGGUUUGAGUUAGUAUCAGUCGGUCAGAGAGCCAAAAGAGCGGGAUUUAUUUUAAGUUUAAUAGUAUAGUAGCAGUAGCGUAAAGAGGUGUUAAUUUGACAGUCAAACAGAUGGAAUCAAUACUUCCACGAGUUCAUACUUACUGCACAUGGCCAAAACGAUUUUAUCAGCUGGAUGUGGCCGAAGAAAUUUGGCAACAAAUACCAUGGCAAGUAUGACCUUAUUCAUUGUAAAAAGGUUGGUUAAUUUGGGGUUGAUAUUUUGCCCAAUGUUAGUGUAAAUAUCAACUUCCCAAAUUCUUCCCAAUCGUUGGUCAAUGUUUGACCAACAGUGAUGGAAAUUAACCAACAAUGUGGUAACUUUAACCAAGGUUGGGCAAAUAACAAAUGCGCAGUGUUUGACCAAUUCUUUUUACAGUGUUCACAAGUCGGUCAUGUUGAAUUCAAAGCGAGAUUAUUACUUCUGGGAUGGACCUGGGGUCGAUUUCAAAAUACUAUGAUGAAUACCUUUACAGUUUGUGAUUUUUAACUGAAUUUUGUAAUCGACAUUUUUUUGAAAAAUAAAAAUGGGGCAUGGAAACCAAAACAGAUGGAUCCAGGGAACGUGAUCGAAAAUGGCUUCCGUACGGUCGAAUAGGGUCGAUUUAAGAUCUGAUAACAAUAGCAAAUCCGUUAGAGUGUGAUGGCUUUAAGUAUGACAGAGGUUUUUCUAUCCAAAAUGUAUAUAUCUUUUAAAAUUAGCGUCGCAUCACUUAUUGUCUUUGAAUUAACUUUCAACUAAUUAUUCACUUUAGAUUUAGAUGUUCGUGUUUCCAUCUAAAUACACUUAUGAAAAAUAUCUAAAUGUGAGUGUUAGAAUCAGUUUUCCAGAAAUAAAUUGUAUGUGUUACACAGAACCAGCUACAAUUACGCAAAAUAUUUCUUUCAAAUUCUUUCUAUUGUAUUGUAAUAAUCAUCAGGAUUGUUUUGCUCAUUGCUUCCUAUUAAACGGAUUUCGUGUCUUAACACAAAA
Molecule: messenger RNA, 2404 nt
Organism: Acanthaster planci (crown-of-thorns starfish)
Lineage: Eukaryota; Metazoa; Echinodermata; Asteroidea; Valvatida; Acanthasteridae
Product: sushi domain-containing protein 2-like
Source: RefSeq, a predicted model, not a curated record